Molecule: messenger RNA, 910 nt
Organism: Mobula hypostoma (lesser devil ray)
Lineage: Eukaryota; Metazoa; Chordata; Chondrichthyes; Myliobatiformes; Myliobatidae
Product: BTB/POZ domain-containing protein KCTD21-like
Exons: 2
Coding region: 176-910 (244 amino acids)
Biological process (GO): protein homooligomerization; ubiquitin-dependent protein catabolic process
Molecular function (GO): histone deacetylase binding; cullin family protein binding
Source: RefSeq, a predicted model, not a curated record
AGUGAUUAGCCUAAACCUUCUGCAGGUGUUACGUGUCAUGUUGCAAUUCCUGUUCAUCAGGUGUGUUUUGAAGUGACUAACUGAAGUGCAUUAUGGGAUUAAUAAAACUACCUUUCUAAGACUCCUGUUCUGUGCACUCCUUUGAAUUGAAGAAACUUAAGAUAAGGACCUCACCAUGUCUGAACCAAUAACGCUGAACGUAGGGGGAAGCUUGUACACCACUUCUUUGACAACUUUAACUCGCUAUCCAGACUCAAUGCUUGGUUCAAUGUUCGGUGGAAUGUUGCCCAUUAAAAAAGAUAUACAAGGAAACUGCUUCAUCGAUAGAGAUGGAAAAAUGUUUCGCUACAUCCUAAAUUUCCUUCGCACAUCACAGUUGGAUCUUCCACAUGAUUUCCAAGAGCUGGAUCUUCUGAACAGAGAGGCUGAUUUUUUUCAGAUCCAACCUCUGCUGGAGGCUUUGCAGAAAGUCACGGUGAAGCCUACUAAAGUGAGAAUGAAUACAAUUCUUAACAUCAUUUAUGACUCGCAUUUACAUAAUAUUGGUUCUUUUACCGGAAAAAUCAUGAGUGUUCAAGUAUUUUCUACAUCAUGUGCCUUACUGAAACUCCUGAAUUCCAAGUUCUACCAUAGAGUUAAUGGGGAGAGUGUGGCUAUAAACACCAAAGAACAGAACCAGAAAUUUAUGACUGUAGAAUGGGUUGAAAGUGGCUUAAACGCAAUGGAAGGACAAUAUUUACUGCAGAAUUGGAAAAGCCUCUUCGUUGCACCCUCUCAUCAGAAAAUCAAAAAUCUGCAAAUGUUUUUGCAACACGUCGUGAAGAUAGCAGUAAAUGGUGGAUUCCUUCUCCAUUCUCUUCCUCCCACUUCAUCCAGCCCUCUGGUCCUCCAUUUCACUCAGUGCUGGUAA